Manis pentadactyla (Chinese pangolin) is the source of this 1321-nucleotide messenger RNA. RefSeq names its product short chain dehydrogenase/reductase family 16C member 5 (gene SDR16C5). Gene Ontology annotation, biological process: retinal metabolic process; retinol metabolic process. The transcript has 7 exons. The record is from RefSeq and is a predicted model, not a curated record. Gene Ontology annotation, molecular function: all-trans-retinol dehydrogenase (NAD+) activity. NCBI's taxonomy places the organism in Eukaryota, Metazoa, Chordata, Mammalia, Pholidota, Manidae. Bases 174 to 1103 code for a protein of 309 amino acids. Gene Ontology annotation, cellular component: lipid droplet.
CACCCCUGGGCGGCCGCCGCCCGCCCGCCGCCUUCCGACGUGAUCCCCUGUGGGCCCCGGGAUAAAGCCCUGAACCUCGCCUGCUGAAAGCCAGUGACCCGCGGCCCCAGGCGGACGAGGCUGGCUUCUCGGCGGGCAGCGAGGGCGGCGAGUCCCGGGGGUCAAACAGAAAUAUGGCUCUCAGCCUGAAUGCAGCAAAGAAAUUGCUCAUUUUCUUAGGAAAAUCACUGCUUGCUCUUCUAAAGUCUGUGGUUUUUGCCUUCAUCCCAAAGUCACGGAAGAACAUUGCUGGUGAAACCAUACUCAUAACAGGCUCUGGUAGUGGACUUGGAAGGCUCUUAGCCCUCAAAUUUGCCCAGCUUGGAUCUGUGGUGGUUCUCUGGGAUAUCAACCAGGAGGGGAAUGAGGAAACGUGCAGAAUGGUUCGGGAAACUGGCGCCUCAAGAGUGUACGCCUAUACCUGCGAUUGCAGUAGAAGGGAGGAAGUAUACAGAGUGGCUGAUCAGGUUAAAAGAGAAGUUGGUGACGUUUCCAUCCUAGUCAACAAUGCUGGAAUCGUAACAGGCAAAAAGUUCCUCAACUGCCCAGAUGAGCUUAUGGAAAAGUCUUUCGAUGUGAAUUUCAAAGCACAUUUAUGGACUUACAAAGCCUUUCUGCCUGCUAUGAUAGCUAAGAAGCAUGGGCAUUUGGUUUGCAUUUCAAGUUCAGCUGGAUUAGUUGGAGUAAAUGGACUGGCAGAUUACUGUGCAAGUAAAUUUGCAGCCUUUGGAUUUGCUGAAUCUGUAUUUGUAGAAACAUUUGUCCAGCAACAAAAGGGGAUCAAAACAACUAUUGUGUGCCCAUUUUUUAUAAAAACAGGAAUGUUUGAAGGUUGUACUACCGGGUGUCCUCUUUUGUUACCAAUUCUAGAACCAGAAUAUGCAGCCAGAAAGAUACUAGAUGGUAUCCUGCAAGAAAAACUCUACGUGUAUAUACCAAGGUUUUUAUACUUAGUGAUGUUUUUUAAAAGUAUCUUGCCCCUCAGGAUGCUACUGCUUAUGGCUGACUAUCUGGGCAUCUUUUAUUCAAUGGAUAACUUCAGUGGCCCAAAGAAAAAAGACUAAAGACCAACUCUGUGGCUAAUAUCAUCUGAUAUUCAACAUUACAUAAUUAUAUCAGUGAAGAAAAGUAUGGAUGACAGCAUAUAUCUGGAAACUGCCAGUACCAGUCUUCUUCUGCUAUCUGGACUAAUAUUUUCGACCAAUACCUUUGAAAAUAAUCUUGCUCUCUGAUUCUUUGUUCUUGUUUUUUAAAUUAAAAAGCUGCCCGUUUUUUUGUCAUU